Messenger RNA from Malassezia restricta, 606 nucleotides. Its product is annotated as NTF2-related export protein 1/2. The coding region runs from base 1 to 606 and encodes 201 amino acids. Gene Ontology annotation, biological process: protein import into nucleus. The record is from RefSeq and is a predicted model, not a curated record. The transcript is spliced from 2 exons. Gene Ontology annotation, cellular component: nuclear pore central transport channel. Lineage: Eukaryota; Fungi; Basidiomycota; Malasseziomycetes; Malasseziales; Malasseziaceae.
AUGACGACCGAUCGGAUCAGCGCGCCGGCAUGGCUGGCGGAGUUCACGGCGAAUGCAGCCGAGACGUUUGUCACGGCGUACUAUGGAGCGUCGGAUGCCCCGCAACGUAUCAAGCUCGUACCGUCUCUGUACUUGCCGAACUCGUCCAUCUCGUGGAAUGGUAAUCCCAUUAGUGGAUCCACACAAUAUGCACAAUGGCUCGAUGCGCAGCCAGGAUCACAACACGAGAUCCAAUCGUUUGAUUGCCAUGCUCUUGGCCCCUUCGAUGCUUAUGACCAAAAUGAGGCGCCGUCGCUGUUGCUCACCGUGUCAGGCACCGUGGCGCACUAUACGCCCGAGAGCCUAGCGACCCCCACCAGCAAUGCUCCCAAGUCGGCCACAUCGACCGGCACAUCAUCGAGACGCAAGUUUGACGCUGAUGCGCCGAUCGAAACAUAUCCACGUGUGUUUUCCCAGUCAUUCGUUCUCAUUAAUGGGGCAGGCACUAACGCCGAAGGCGGCGUGCCAUUUGUAUGGAUGCCUCAAAAUAAGGGCCCCAAAAAGAGCGAAACUCGCACUGUGGCCAAAUACUUCAUUCAGGCGGACUGCUUCCGCUUCGUAGGAUGA